This is a messenger RNA of Linum trigynum, 4308 nucleotides long. The record is from the annotation of a GenBank genome assembly. NCBI's taxonomy places the organism in Eukaryota, Viridiplantae, Streptophyta, Magnoliopsida, Malpighiales, Linaceae.
AAAAUAGAAAAAACUAAUUACACGUGAAAAACGGAUUAGGUUAACAACAACAGCAAAAAGACCUUUGCUUUGCGCCCGAUUCAGCCCCUCCCCACAAACAGUAAAAAGACGGCACACCAAUGGAGGAAGAGGGAGAUACUAUCAACAACAAUGAAGACAACGAUGUUGAAAUCAUACCAGAAACAAUGACCUCUGACAACAAUGGUCCUACUAUACAGGAGGAUGACACAAACGUUAUUCAAAAUUCUCCUUUUAUCGUUCAGGAAUUCAAUGAUUUAGAGGAUGCAUAUGCGUUCUACAACAACUAUGGUAAGAGUUGGGGGUUUUCUGUCCGUCGCUCAAGGAAGGUUAAGAACGUCAAGGGAGAGGUAACAAGUGCAGCCUUCGUGUGUUCCUGUCAGGGAGUUCGAGAAGCACAUAAAGGUCCACAAAAGAGGGAGUCGCCUAUGGAGAUCAGAUUUCAGUGCAUGGCUAUGUUUCGUGUGAGCUUGAACAAGACAAACAAUAAGUGGGUUGCUGAUAUAUUUAAGUCACAACACACUCAUGACCCAGUUAGGCAAAAUCAGGUACAUUACUUGAGGUCGCAUCGAGGAUUAACAGAAGCAGACAAGGCAGACCUCCGAGUUAAAAAGGAUGCCAGAAUGAAACCUUCUCAGGCCAUUAAGCUUGCUGUGCAUUGUGCUGGAGGGCAUGACAAACUUGGGUAUACAGUUAAAGAUGGGUUAAAUUUCAGCACCAAAGACCGCGCUGAGAGAAUCAGCGAGGGUGAUGCAGCAACUGCACUGGCCUAUCUAGAAUCAAAGAAAAGCACAGACCCACACUUCUUCCUCCGAUACACUACUGAUGAGGAAAAAAGGCUCCAUUUUUUAUUUUGGACUGACAACAUUUGCAGAGCCGACAUUUCAUGUUUUGCAGAGCCGUAUUCGAAUGAAAGAUUAGUCGGUCCAAUGGGAUGGUCCAGACCGAAUCAAGCCAUAUAUGGUUUGAUCCAAACUGAAUCAAAGUUAUAACGAUUUGACUUUGGUCCUUGAUUUAGAAGAAAUUUUGGUCGGGUCCAACAGAAAUUUUUUAAUACCAAAAAUACAAUUUAUUGUUUUCAACGGAUGAAAAGUACACUUCAAUUCCCUCAUUAACCGCCAAUAACUAUUAGCAAACUUUUACUAUUUUAAUUUUAGUUUGGGAUAAUUUCAAGCGGCAUGGCACUCUAAUUUUUUAUGUAAAGUAAAACUCCUAUAGAAAAUAAAAAUAUUGGAGGGAGCUUCUAAUAUUUUGUAAUUUUUUUAAAAUUGGAAACGUACAAUUCAAUUUCAUAUUUACCCGCCAAUAACUAAGAGGGAACUUUUAAUAUUUUAAAUUUUCGUUGCGAUAAAUUUUGGAGGCAGACCUCUCCAAAUUUUAAGGGAAAUCCCAAAUAUUGGAAGUAAAUGUAUUGAAUGCUAAAAAAAGGAAUUCCUUGUUUACGAAUAUCCAAAAGUAUAAUUUAAUUAAUUUUUUUUCAUGAAUCGGCUGGGCUUAUAUUUAAGCCGAACAACCUAGUACAUAAAAGGCAACAACUGUGCCCACUGAGUUUUUUUUUUAGAAACCACUGAUAAAGAUUUCAUUAAAAUCAAGAAUCAACUGCCUCAAAGGCUACAACGUCAGCCACCCUUUGUGGUAGAACAUUACAAUCAAAAUGAGUUUCCUCAGAAACUGAAACUAGAUGAGCAAACACAGGAGCUUGGGACCACAACAAAGCAUAUAAAUCCUCCUUCAACAUAUCCGAACAAAUGACCCCCAGUUCAGUUUUGCAUAUUUUCCCCUGUUUCAGUAUCUCGAUCACCAUUUUACAGUCUGACUCUACCACAAUCGGGCCAAUUUCUUUCUCCUUCACUAGUCUGACCCCACAGAGAAUAGCGAUUCCUCCUUUAAAGUGUCUUCGCUUUUGGCCUCACUUGACAUAAUUCUUCAGGGGUUUAACUCCUGCUGCAUAGACACACCAAAAAUAGCGUCAUUCACAAUACAGGAAACAAAGUUCGAUGGAAGCUUGGGACCACAACAAAGCAUACAAAUCCUACUUUGGGUACUCAUAUGGAUAAUGUUCUUCUCGUAUGUCAGAUUCCAUCCUUCCAUUCACACUCCCCAUGGCAACGACGUGCACAUAUAAUGAAAGAAAAUUGCCAAAUCAAACAAAUGAUAUUCAUAAAGCAAAAUAUAAAAAAUGAAAUUUUGUUAAAUUAUAUGGUCCAGGUUGAAAUACUUCCUCAUACCACAUAUUACUAUCAUAAACUUUCUUGUAGGGUUCAGGAAUAAAGGAUACCGUAGUUCCAGUGGUACAUAUUCAAGCUAAAUAGUAAUGGGGGCAUUCCUAUGAAUGAAGCACUCCUACAUAGCUGCAAUACAUUCCAGACUUACUAUAUCAUCUACUCUAGUACCCCUCAAGAAAGCGUAUGACAACAAUCACAUUAUCUGUGCAAGCCUCAACCAAAUAUUUCACAUAUACAUGUGUUCUCAAAUGAACAUUUGAAACUGGAAGGAAAUAAAAUGAUACCAUAAAAAUUGUGAUAGAACUAGAGGUACAUAAACUAUCUCCCGAAUCCACUAGUGGCCUUCACAACUCUGCAAGCAAUGAAUUUUCUGAGUUGAGGGAUUCGGACCAAUAAAGAAACAACAGACGAAACAACAAUAAAACGAAACCAACCUCAAAUCUUUCAAAUCUCCUGCAGCCUUUCCGAGUUUCUUCCAAAAUGUAGGAGUCAAGUGGGCGGAAAAGAACCACCAGCUGGAAUAUGGUUUCACAAUAUUUAUUAUGAACACUCCAACUAAAUCUGAUGUUCUUCUCCGCCCUUUGUAGACACAUUUACAUGUUGGGACUGCCCGCCGAACUGCCGCUAACACAACCUCAUAAGAAAAUAAAAGAAGAUCAAUAAAAUGGAUUGGAUUAGGUAACUAGUCUCCAAACUCAGUUAUUAGCUAACACUCAUGAGGGGAAAAUUGAGAUUUGGAAUCAAAUUAAUACAAACCGUGUCAACAAGCUACGAAGCCAGAUCUACUUGAAGAACUCGUGUCAGAUGCCAAAUUCGGCUUUCACUAAUUGAAGCAACCCACCGAACUUCAUUUUUGUGAGAUCGACAACAUGAAAAUGUCAAUACGGCGCAGAAGAAUCAUCAUAUGACGUGUGUUUCCAAAACGAACGUUAUGAAAAAACCGAACUCCAUCUGAUGAUCUUCUGCGCUGUCCUUACAAGUUUACAUGUUGUCAUUCUCAGACUACCAUGCCUCUAGCCCAACGCACUCCGGACACCCAAAAAAAAAACAAACGAGGGGAUUAGGCUACUGGAGUCAGACCUUCAUUAGCUACCAAGAAUAAGAUCAAAAAUCUAUUUGAGUAAAAUAUGAACCUUCCUCCUUGCAGCUGUCUCCCCGACAUCAAUCUCCAAAUCAUCACCCAUUUCGCGCCAGAGAAGAAGAUUAAGAUAGGGCGGCAUCGAUCUACCCCUCACAACGAAGCGAGAGCCUGGAGGCAAGUAGAGGAAGGAAUUAAGAGGUAAGCGGUAGGAUUUUUUUUUCCUUUGGGUUCUUGGCGAAAGAACAUAAGUGAAUGAGAACAAUGGGAGGGGGAAUGUGUAAUGAGCGACGGCUAAGGUUUCAUCCAGCCUUAUUUAUUUAGUUCUUAGCCCUGCAUUUUUGUCUAUUUUUACUCUCACAUCUUGGUGAUGGUGGAAACGAGGGAGCAGCUGGAUUGGGGAGAACGGAAGGGGAAAUGGAAUUUAGGGUUUGGACUACCAAGACCAAUGCGCGUGGGAGAGAAGGGCUGUGAAUGGGCUGCGCUUGAGAACACAUGGCCAACAUGCAUUGUUUGCUUCUUUUUUUUCCUACUAACAUAACUCGUUUGUAACAAAAACCAGGGAGGGAAAAUGGGCCAAUGGGGGAUGGUUAGUUGUUCCCUAUGUAAACAAUGGGAGUUUCUUUAAUCAAUUUAAUUUCCUAUAGUUUAACACGUUGUAAACAAUGAGAAUACCAAGAUCUGUUGAAAACGUUGUAUGUCCUAAAUCAAUCUUGUAUUACUAACCACGUUGUGCUAGAAUUAAGCGUUGAAAUGUUGCAUUUUCCAAUUGUUGAAUACUUAAACGCCCUACGGGUAGUGGCUGAGCCACCUCUUGAGGAGAGGGGUCAUAGGACUCAGUUGGGAAAAAACAGGGCAACAAAAUCCUACAGAUAUGUAAGGUUUAAUAUGAUCCUUUGAAUUUAGGACCUCAUACUUUCGUUUAUGUUAGCUCAUCUAAGGACACCAAUUAACUCAAACUUCAUUAGAUAAACGGAAUUUUGCAUU